UGUUUUCAAGGUGUCCUAACUCCUAAUCUGAGGUGCAAAAUGCAAAACAUUCCCUGCGAUUUUUUACACGUAUUCAAAUUUCAAAUUUUUACAUGUAAUAUAAACUUUCCUCUAUUUUUGGAUUAAGUGUUUAACUUAUAUACUAUACUAAAUAAUACUGUAGAAUAAAAAGUUGUGUGAUAAAAGGUAGCUCAGUGAACUGAAAACAUGUCCACGUUUACCGGUUUCAGCGAAGAAGAUUUAAAACGGAUAAAAUCAUCGGAUUCUGGUCCAAAUAGCGCUCCACCUCAGAAGCUAUUAAAUGCUCGUAAGAUAGACAAAAUAGGUGCCAGACCCAAACGACAACUGCCACAAUACAAACUGCCAGUGUUACGAAAUCAAGGUUCUGACGACGCCAUAGAUGUAGCUUUCGACAAAUGCAAGCUCAGUUUAAAACAGCAAAAUUCAGUUGAAAGUAUUGAUAACCAAACAGAGAAUGGGAUAGACAAUGAAAAUAAUAAUGAUAUCAAAGAAGAAAAUUUAGAUCCCGUCCAGCAAAGUGAUACAAUAGUCUCAAGUAGCACAAUGGACAAAUCAGAAGACAAUGCAAGUAGAAAAAGUAGUUCAACCACAACACCUGAUGUAGUGAGAUGUGUAGAGAAUUACACAGAAGAUGACUUAGCAUCACACAGAGCUAAGUUAGAGGAGUUACAGUUGAAACAGAAGUUGAUGGAAGAACAGAAUAAGAAGAGGAAAGAAAUGCUUGCCAAGGCAUUGGCUGAUAGGACAAAACAAACCGAGGAGGAAGUUCAGAAACUGGAGAAAAUAAAGAAAGAGCUGCAAGUGUUGGAUGGUCAGUUUUCACAGGAUGUCGCAGUUCUGAGGAAGAAGAUAGACCAAGCCUGUCUGAGUUAUGCUGAUGCUGAGAAACACUAUCUAAAAGUGGAGAAGGAGUUCCUACAGGCGAAAAUAAGUCUUCAGAAGGAGAGGGAAAGGAAAGAGCUACUAACGGAACAUCUUUGCGCUCUGAUCACUCAUAAUGAGACAAGAAAGGCACAAAAACUCGAAACCCUAAUGCUAGAACUUGCCAGUAAUAAAACUGAAAACGCGAUAGAUGUAGCAACACCAGUGCGGGAUACGUCACCGGUUAUUAUAGAUGGUGUUGACGAAAGGACGGGCAAGAUGGUUGAAAUUAUGCCGGAAAGUUGAUUUACUGUGUAGAUUUAUUAAAAUUAAGGUUUACACCCACUUUUCUCAUUUAUGUCACUGGUCUCAGGAAUGUUGUAUAAUAAUGAUUAUGGAUAAUCUAUUAAGAUUACCUACAUAUAGAAAGUUUUAACAAAGCAUUCUUUAUGAUUUGAAAGUGCAACAGGGAAUUCAUUUGAUUUAAAUAAAAAAGACUCACUUUUAUUCUCACUUAAAGCUGAAGAGUUUGUUUGUUUGAUUGAACGCGUUAAUCUCAGGAACUACUGCUCCGAUUUGAAAAAUUCUUUCAGUGUUAGAUAGCACAUAUUAUCCCCAUAUUUCUACGGGAACGGGAACGCGGGUAAAACUGUGUGGUGCUUUGCAGGGGUGCUUUUUCCCAACUUAGGGGUUUUCUCCCCAGAUUUAGGGGGCAUAUAAGUGAAAUGGGAUUUUUUUAGGGGUCUGAAAUUUUUAUGGGUAUUUUCAGGGAUUUUUUGACUCUUUAAUAUUUUUAAAUUGAUGAUAAUUUUAAUAUUUCUUUCUUGACCUAGCGACUUUUAACAAUAUAUAUAAUACGUUAUCCUACAACUACUCUGGAGGCAAAUGGCGGCAAUUUUCAUCGCAUAAAAAAAAUUGUUAAAUUUAUUCAUUGUCAACAUGUAUGAUUUCAAAAAAUCUAAAUCUUCAGAUAAAGACGUAAUAUUUUGUCUGUAUUCAAUAUAGACUUUUGAUACAUAUUACAGCAUAUUAUUUCUAAAUUAUUAUGAAUUUAUAUUUUUAAGGGGACAACUCAAUAAUUAUGGCGAUUUUAGGAGUUUUUGACACAAACUUUAGGGAUAAAUAUUUUGGAUAGUUGGUAACACUGUUGCUUUGCUAAUUGCUAUGCAUCCUUCAACCUGAGGAACAGAUGAAUUCCUCAAUAUAUAAAAUAUAUAAUAUUAUAUUAUUGGUAAUUAAAUUAUAGCAGUCAGCAAUUAUUUCCAAGUCAGACUUGUGCGAAUUCCUACACUUACUGACAGUAUAAAUAUAUAUUCGCAUUCCUCUAUAUCUAAGUAUUCGGCAAAGACUGUAUUAGGAGAGGGUACGACUAUAGUGCAAUGUCUGUGGGUGGAAACCUUAAUAUAAUAUUUUUUCAAUAACUUUAACAUUAACAUUUUAAAACUUAUCCCAAAUACAUUAUGGUGCAAUUUUAAAUGUACUAAGUGCCUUAUAUACAAAAGUACCUUGUAAUCAUAUAACUUUUAUUUAAGUUACUAUAUAAUUUAUAACUAAUUAUAGUCGUGUUGAACAUGACAUAGAAGACUAAUUAUUUUGUUAAUUUUGUAAGUAUUGAAACUAGUAUAUAAUAAUUAGAUCCUAAACUUAUAGAAAAGUAUAAUUUGAGUAAGUGAAGACCUAAUUAAAAUUUCAUACAAAUGUGAAUCCAGUGAAUGUGACUAAAGUUGGAUUGGAUUUAAGUCUUCUCAGUUUCCUUAAAAUAUUACCAAUUUUGAGGGCUUUUUAAAUUUUUAUUAAACUGCUCAGAAAUUUUCUCUCUCUGCCAUAAAAUGGACCCAGCAUAUGCACAAGUGAAUAAAAUAUUUUAGCUUUUAGUAGAAAAUUGUCCAGUAUCCACGCAUUUACUCGAAUACUCUGUAGAAAUUGGACACCAUAAAUUAUAAUCUUAGACCAUUAAUAACUGGACGCGGUUCGCACCCAAAUUCACCAACAAAAAAGUAUGUCAUUUUUUGAGGGGGACGAGGUAAGCUCACACAUCGAAAACAUUUAACACCAUUAAGUAUAUUCUGUGUCCAUACACUACACACAACUAUAAAUUUGAUUCGCAAUACACACCCGCGUAAUUUUUACACACACUAACAAACACAUUGUGCACAGUAAAAAUAUAUACAAGCAGUAUACUCGGCCGUAUUUUUGAAAUAAAUACUUACAGCGCGCGGUACGUAAACAUGUGAUAGGGCUGCCUGCCUCCAGCAUUUUAAUUACAUUUGCCAACUUUGUAUUUCCAUUUAGUUUUGUGAUUGUAAAUAUACUUUUUUUAUGUAAACAAAUAAAAUGUUUUGUAAAUUGUAGUAAAAUAGGAAGUGAUCAAUAAAAUGCGUGUUGUUUUUUGAUUGGUAGAUUUAAAUAAGGCUGAUACUAAUCAAUGACCUUGAAGGAUAGGUCGUAUUCAUAUGUUUAUUUUGGUGAUGCCAUCUAGGUAUUACCUCCACACUACGUUACCAAAUAUUAAAAAACCGGUCAAGUGCGUGUCGGGCCACGCGCAGUGUAGGGUUCCGUAGAUUAUGUUACCCCUUUAAUCCCUUAUGUUUUUCUCAAUUUCAAAGCCUUUAUUAUUCCUUACAUUAUUACAUUAAACAAGUUUUUUAAUUAAUAAGAGUAACAGUUUUAAUUUUUUUUUAUGUUAGUAUAUUGUUAGUGUAUCUGUUUUAAGUUUAGUAUGUUAGUGAGUUAGUCUUAUUUCUAAUUAAUAAAAUCUAUUUAACUAGUAAAUUGAAAUUGAGGUAUAGCUCGCGUUUCGACCUCUAGUAUGAAGUCAAACUACUGCUUGCAUAUUUACUGUGACAUUGCUUAGACUAUCCACAGAUUAAAUACAUAGAAUAUUCGAUUACUGAUCGAUGUUUGGCUGUUUCGUCAAAAGAAUCGAUUCUUUUUAUAAAUUGUUUUUAUUAAAAAUUUGAUAAAAUUAAGUUUUAAAUACUUUCAAAUGAAACGUUACUCCAUCUUUUACUAAACUACAAGUUUUUGGCCGUUUUUUAUGCCAUUUAACUACACAAACCGGCAUUUUUAGGGAGCUCCUUACACGACGAAAACGAUUACAACAAUGAAACAUCGAUUCUGUAGCAACAGCUUUUAUAAACGCAUUAGAUCAUAGAUUUUUGAUCUUUGCCAGAGGGGUAACAGUUAGCGAACCACGUCCAGUUAUUAAUGGUCUAAGAUUAUAAAGUAUGUAAUGUAUUCUUUUAACAAAUCGCACUUUUUUGUUGUCAAUUAAAACAAUGUGUUACGUUUAGGUCAAACAAUUAUAUUCCUCUAUUUUUAUAUAACUGUAUUAAAGUCCGUUCAAGUAUUACGUAAGCACUAUAUUUAUAUACAUUAAAUAUUAGGGUGUCCCUUAUUUUUCAAAGUUUUAAAUUUGUAACGCAUAGGUCCUAGUUUUGUUAAUUUGCCUCUAAAACACUCGAAAAUAUUUUUUUACCUUCAUUGAAGAACGAUAACCCGUGCCGACUUGCAUCGAAACAUGUUCAUACGUAGUAGCGGCGCGUACUCGCGGUAUUUGUCAUUUGUUGACAAUUAUUCUCACGAUUAACACGUAUUGUUUUACAUUUAAAAGAUGGCAGUGGAUUUAAGAAGUAACAAAAAAUGUAUUUUCUUAGUAACGCGAAUUAUCAAAUAACAGUCGCAAAGUUACCGUCAAAUCGUCAAGUUCUAGCAGUACUUUUGUUUAACAAUCGCGAAGUGAAAUUGUCUGUUAGUGAAAGCGCUAAUCUCGUCAUUCGAGAGUGUAUUGUAUAUUGAAAAAAAGCUAGAAUCCCUACCAGAGCUAUACCUAACUAGGUAAAAAAACUUGUUGAUCUUCACCAUGCUUGGUUUGCUUUGAUUAUUUGACAUAACGCACGCUGAUGCUUUAGAACGGAUUAAAAUUGAAGAAGACAAAAUAUUUUUACAAAAUCAAUGAGAACCAGGGCGUCCAGGAUGUUUAGCGGGUGUAGACAAAGAGUUGGCCGAAAAAGAAGAAAGGGCAAGACAAAGCAAAUUAAAUGAAGAUAAAAAAAGAUGUGAGCAAAUGUAUUAUGGAGGUUUAUCGUCAUCAGUUAGAACGCAACAUGUUAUCCAAGCGGAGAGACAUCAAAAACAACUCUAAUGAAAGUUUUGAGGACCACUUGGCAUCCACCUCUCAAACGGUAAGUUCAGAAAGUACUACAAAAAGAGGAAGGAAAGACUUCAUCACGCCUAAGAUAGUUGCAGCUUUAGAUAGACGUCAAUUAAGCAUAAGAGAUUCUGUCUAUAAACUUGAGGCUGUGGUAGAAGCACUAGAUCUUGGCUGUGAUGAUUACCCGACAAACAUGUCGUCUAUUUAACGUAUUCGCACACAGGGUCGAAAGGAUAGAGCGGAAUCUAUUAAAUCCGAUUUUCAGAAUAAUAUGCUUGGAAUGGUAACCGUUCACUGGGAUGGGAUAUUAUUACCUGGACUUGAUGUAAGAAGUUCUAAAGAAACGCCUGCCAAUUUUAAUUUCAUUUGGAGAAAUUUAUAAAUUGUUAAUACUGUCUUAUUUAUUGUUGCAGGAAAAUCAUUAAAGUGAAUUUGUGUCUGUCAAGAGCACAAAUUUAUUUAGUUGGUUAAAAAUUGAUGGGCCGUUCCUUCAGACACCCAUUUCUAUAUGGGAUGACGUGGGGGAUGGAGUGUUACCUAUACAGAAGCAAAAAGGAAAGUGCCUUCUUUAAGGGCUGUUAAUGAUACGGCUAUAAGGAGCUGUAAAACUUAUGCAAAAUCUUAGUGGUUGUUGGCAAAGGAAGAGCAAAAUCAAUUUUUGCUUCGUUGUGUUUAGGAGCAUAGAACUCUGUACCCGGACUGUAAAAUGAGACAUAUCCUAAAAAAACUAUCCUGCCUUAUCUGUAAUUUUAUCUUUUAAUAAAUAUUUUAUAGAAAAUUGAGUAUUUCAAUUUAUUCAGUUAUAUAACGGAAAGGGUCAAAAACCGCAAUUUUUUAAAUCUUCCGGGCCCUGUCGGCACGGGUUAACGUUGACGUAGGAAGAUCAAAUUUUGUAUUUAAGUUAGUCUAGGUAGUCUAAAAAGAAAUAGGGGGUAUGCGUUUUAAUAUCUAAAAAAAAUUUUUUUUUGCCCAUAUAAGGGACACCCUAUUAAAUAUGCCCAGAGAAACAUCGUUUGUCUGCUGCUUACUGCUGCGUACUUUAUGAUGACAUUGGGAUGGGGGGGUCUAGAUGGUGAUUACGUCAGCAGAAGUUUUUUACACAUCCAUACGUUGCCUAUGUUUAAAAACGAAUAUUCUUUUCCCAAAAAUUCCCAAUUUCCCAAAAAUAAUAUUAGGUUGGGGAAAAGUAAAACCAUCCUUUUUACGUGAAAUUGAAGGCUUCACUUAACGUUGAUUGAUUUAGAUCAAAUAUACACCAGUUUUCCAACUGAAGAAAUAAAGAAUUGUGUAUAUUUUUAAGAGCUUUGCUUACUUUUGCUAAGAAGGAGGUAUGAGCGGUAAAUAAUUGUAAUAAAUCUGCUUACGUAAUACUUGAACCGCCCCUUAGUAUAUGCCUAUCUCAAAAUAUAUAUCAUAUAAAUAUGUGUUUUUGUGUUAUUUAUACCUAAAAUUACGCAGAAUGUUAAAUAUCAGUGCGACGCCAGGUCUUGCAAUUUCUAAGACGUGUUUUGAAUGUAUAACACAAUAUGUUAUAAAACGGUUAUAUAUUUAACAUGGUUUAUUAGUGUGAACAUUUAAAGAUGUACAGUCGUGUUUUAUGUUGCAAUGUUAUAUAGUGUGGAUGUGUAUAACAUGUAGCAUACGUUAGGUAUAGAACAUGUUACAUAAUAUGGACUGACAUUUUUAAGGCACUACAAAAACAGAAUAGAUAGGUGAAAAUAAUUUACAUACACAUGUAGUAUAAAAUAUUAAAAUUAUCCUAAUACAAUAGUUACAAUAAGUUGACUGCCUGUAUCAACUUCAAUAAAAUUUUUAAUAUGA
Messenger RNA from Bicyclus anynana (squinting bush brown), 6856 nucleotides. RefSeq names its product RAB6-interacting golgin (gene Gorab). The coding region runs from base 208 to 1188 and encodes 326 amino acids. The record is from RefSeq and is a predicted model, not a curated record. The transcript is spliced from 5 exons. Lineage: Eukaryota; Metazoa; Arthropoda; Insecta; Lepidoptera; Nymphalidae. Gene Ontology annotation, biological process: non-motile cilium assembly.